AUGGAUUUCUAUGAUACAAUCAAUGAAUUCUGGCAGAAGGGUACACUCCCUAAAGGAAGCAAUGUGGCGUUUAUAGCUUUGAUCCCAAAAACUGAAUCUCCAUCCGGUUUCAAAGAUUACCGACCAAUUAGCAUGGUCGGUUGUGUGUAUAAAAUAAUCUCCAAAUUACUAGCGGGAAGGCUAAAAAGAGUCAUGGGCAAUCUUGUGAGCCCCCAUCAGUCCUCCUUUAUCGAGGGCAUGCAAAUCCUGGAUAGUGUGCUCAUUGCCAGUGAAUUAUUUGAGACUUACAAUCGAUUGAAAAAACCGGCGGUUAUGCUAAAAUUGGAUUUUCAUAAAGCAUUCGAUUGUGUAUCUUGGUCAUUCUUGGACUGGAUACUCAUCCAAAUGAACUUCCCGCCUCAAUGGCGGAUGUGGAUCUCAUCAUGUGUAUCUUCGGCUGAGGCGUGUGUCCUUCUCAAUGGUUCUCCAUCUCAUCCCUUCAAACUCCAAAGGGGGCUCCGACAAGGGGACCCCCUUUCUCCCUUUCUCUUUGUAUUGGUUGUGGAAGUGCUCAAUCUCAUGAUCGAAAAGGCAACAUCAAUGCAACAUUGGUCAGGUGUAAUUGAUAAAAUCAUUCAAAUGUGGAGGCAGUUUCUUUGGAAUGGAAAGGAAGAUAGGAAAGCACUAGCACUCAUCAGAUGGGAAAUGGUUCAACUGCCAAAGCGUCUUGGAGGUCUCAACGAGCCACAUGCGCUUUGGAGGCAGAUAAUUACAGCCAAAUACAAAUAUACGCAGGAAUUCCGUAUGGCCGACAUCUCCUACAUUCGGAAGGGAGGCCCUUGGAAGCAAUUUUGUAACAAGAUCCUAAACCACGAGGGAUCAAAGAAGCUGCUGGAAUCGGGUAUUAGAAUGAAGAUAGGGAAUGGUGAAGGAGCUCUUUUUUGGCAUGACUCUUGGUUAAAUAAUUCGGUUCUCAAGAAUCAAUUUCCUCGUCUCUUUUUGAUUGCAAGGCUUCCUUUAGCCACAGUGGCAGCAAUGGCUCGGAUUAAUAGCAGUGGAUGUCAAUGGAUUAUCCCAUGGAUUCGACCUCUUAGAGUCCGUGAUCUGGAGGAAUGGGAUCUUCUUCAUCAGUUGCUCCUCCAAGUUAGUUUUCAAGCGGAGAAGGAGGACUCAAUGAUAUGGGAGCCCAGCAGAUCUGGUUCGUACUCAGUUAAAUCCUUCUACAUGGAAAUAUCAAAGAACUUAGGCUCAAACUCGAGUUCGUGCAUUCAGCAGAUUAUCCCUAAGUUGUGGAAAAAUCAAGUUCCGUACAGGAUAGAAGUAUUUUUUUGGUUAGCUUUGCAAGGAAAAAUAAACACAAAAAAGAAACUUGUACUCUUAAAAAUUAUCCCAAUGGAAGAAACUCUUGCUCCUUCUGCAAAACAUGGCCAGAGAACACUUCUCACCUCUUCCUUCACUGUCCUUUUGCUCAGGAAAUAUGGGGCUGGUGGUGGAAUUUGUGGGAUAUUUCUUGGGUAUGGCCAGCAAGCCUUGACCAAGCAUUUGAUCAAUGGGCUUUUCCUACCUCGAACAAGUUUUUUCGGAAAAUUUGGUCCUCAAUUUUUCUUGUAA
This is a messenger RNA of Beta vulgaris subsp. vulgaris (sugar beet), 1590 nucleotides long. RefSeq lists its product as uncharacterized. NCBI's taxonomy places the organism in Eukaryota, Viridiplantae, Streptophyta, Magnoliopsida, Caryophyllales, Amaranthaceae. The record is from RefSeq and is a predicted model, not a curated record. Bases 1 to 1590 code for a protein of 529 amino acids. The transcript has 3 exons.